AUGACAGGAUACGGACAGGGCGGAACCGACUUCAGCAACAUGGCCGGACACGACAACAACUACAUCGCUUUGUCAGGCCUUCUGGAUUUCUUUCGGCGCGGCGAUGAGAAGCCCUUCCCACCUGCCAACUUCGCUGGUGAUUAUGCUGGCGGUGGCAUGAUGCUGGCGAUGGGGGUCCUUCUGGCGCUGCUGGAACGGCACCGCAGCGGCCAGGGCCAAGUAAUCGACGCGGCCAUGGUGGACGGCGCCAACUACACGGCGCUGCCCCUUUUCAAGUGGAGGGAGACUGGCUUGGUUCCUGUCGGACCGGAUGGCCAUAUGGUGGCCUCCGACUUUGUCUUGUGUCAGGCCCCUCACUGGUCAGACGUCUACCUGUGCCAGGAGGAUCCGGCGAAACCUGGCACUCGGCAGUACAUGAGUGUUCAGGCCAUUGAGCCGCAGUUCUACUCCGAACUCCUCAAGGGCCUUGGGCACGGGCAGAUCUUCCUCGGUGCCGCCCAGGCUGGACGGCGCCACCCUCCCGGGGCAGUUUGA
Messenger RNA from Durusdinium trenchii, 534 nucleotides. NCBI's taxonomy places the organism in Eukaryota, Dinophyceae, Suessiales, Symbiodiniaceae. The record is from the annotation of a GenBank genome assembly.